Saitoella complicata NRRL Y-17804 is the source of this 775-nucleotide messenger RNA. Its product is annotated as ubiquitin conjugating enzyme Ubc7/UbcP3. The record is from RefSeq and is a predicted model, not a curated record. Bases 96 to 605 code for a protein of 169 amino acids. NCBI's taxonomy places the organism in Eukaryota, Fungi, Ascomycota, Saitoellomycetes, Saitoellales, Saitoellaceae. Gene Ontology annotation, cellular component: endoplasmic reticulum; cytosol. The transcript is spliced from 3 exons.
GUAUCGCCCACAAAUACAAUCGAUACCUCGGUACCAGUAUCAUCCCUCUCUUUCACCCCUAUACCUCUCCGCGACCCAUCUACAACUUCGUCAAUAUGUCAUCAAACGGUUCCGCCACGGCUUUGCGUCGCCUCAUGAAGGAAUACCAAGAGAUUAGUCAGAAUGCGCCAGAAGGCAUCAUGGCAGGUCCAUCUGACGAGAACAACUUCUUCGUGUGGGACUGCCUUAUUCAGGGUCCUGAAGGCACGCCUUUCGAAGGAGGUCUCUUCCCGGCUACUCUUACUUUCCCGAAGGACUACCCCCUCUCGCCACCUGUCAUGAAGUUCACCUCAGAGAUGUUCCACCCAAAUGUCUACCCCGACGGUACCGUCUGCAUCUCCAUCCUACACGCUCCAGGAGACGACCCAAACCAGUACGAGUCAUCUUCGGAAAGAUGGUCACCAGUGCAGUCUGUGGAGAAGAUCUUGAUUAGCGUGCAGAGCAUGCUGAGUGAGCCGAAUGACGAGAGUGGAGCAAAUAUCGAAGCAUGCAAGGUGUGGCGAGAUGACAGGAAGCAGUAUAACAGGAUUGUGAGACGGUUGGCACGGGAGACGCUUGGAUUGUAAGCGGUGGUGGCGGGAUGUAGGUGGCAGGCGGCGAGCACAGAGAAGCGAAGUCGGUGUAGCGAUGUCGGAGCUUGCAUGGAUUACGAGAGUGGUAUACGCAUGCUGGAGCUAAUCCGCACCUUCUUUAUUGUCAGAGUCUCUAAUGCGAGAGACUUUCCUUUAUUCUCCAU